AAAAAAUGGUUUUGUUGUUCUAUGCCUAACUUCAGUCCUUCGCGUAGUUUCUACUCUUGACAUAGAUUUUCUAUGUCGCUGUGAGGGGAAAUAAAUAGUUUCUUUUCCGGUAGGACGUUUUAGAUAUCAAAAUGGGGAAGAUUAUGAAAUCUGGUAAAGUGGUGCUCGUAUUGAGCGGGCGCUAUGCUGGUCGCAAAGCUAUCGUCAUCCAAAACUUUGAUGAUGGUACCUCAGAAAAACAAUACGGCCACGCUCUUGUAGCUGGUAUUGAUAGGUACCCAAGGAAAGUACACAAGAGAAUGGGCAAGGCUAAGCUCCACAAGCGAUCAAAGAUAAAGCCUUUCAUUAAGGUUUUGAACUACAACCACUUGAUGCCAACUAGGUACACUGUUGACCUAUCAUUAGAGCACAAACCAACCGUCAAGGAUUUGAAGGACCCCAUGAAGAGGAAGAAGGCUCGUUUCCAAACCCGUGUUAAAUUCGAGGAACGUUACAAGAGUGGAAAAAACAAAUGGUUUUUCCAAAAGUUGAGGUUCUAGAUUUAAUUUACAAAAGUUCAUAAUAAAAUAUU
Ctenocephalides felis (cat flea) is the source of this 571-nucleotide messenger RNA. RefSeq names its product 60S ribosomal protein L27-like. The record is from RefSeq and is a predicted model, not a curated record. Gene Ontology annotation, biological process: translation. Gene Ontology annotation, cellular component: cytosolic large ribosomal subunit; ribosome. Gene Ontology annotation, molecular function: structural constituent of ribosome. The transcript has 3 exons. The coding region runs from base 132 to 539 and encodes 135 amino acids. Lineage: Eukaryota; Metazoa; Arthropoda; Insecta; Siphonaptera; Pulicidae.